UAAAAGAGGGAAGGAGUGGUGUAUACCACUGGCGCAGCUCCUGUGCAUGUCUGCACCAGAUAAUGAGCUCAGAAAGGCCGCGGUUAAGAUGGGAGAUGAUCUCGCCUCCAGAGGACUGACCUACGCAGCGCAUAUCUGCUACGUGGUGGUGAAAAUGGACCUGGGGUCACAUUCACAGUUCGAUUUGAUCGGGUGUGACAGCAGCAGAAUGCCAUUCGGCCUGGUAGUCCUGAGUGAAGCCAUUAUGAGAACUGAGACGUAUGAAUACGCACUGUCGCUCAUCUCAGGGCUCGCCCAGCCAAGCUUCCAGAUGUUGAAGUUGGUUCAGGCUAGCAGGCUGGCCUAUUUUGAUCUGGCUGAAGGCAAUUCUUGUGGUGUCGCCCAAAAAUACUGCGAGACCAUGACUAGGGCAGCCAUGGCGUUUCCUGACAAAAUCACAGACAGCUUUAUUGAGCGGCUUAUUUUGAUGUCUUUCAACCUACUUGAAGAGAAAGCAGAAGAACCUGAGUGGCUGCUAGACCUCCAGCAGCUGCGCGAAAUAAAACAAGUAAAUGCGAAUGCUUAUGGUGAACCAGAGCAACGCACAGUAUCUACCAGCCAUGAGGUGGUUUCUGAGAGUCAGGACCCUCUCCAGUCCUUUGAUCUGGAGUGGCCCACUGACCCAGAGGCUUUGUUUAAUGCGCGGUACACUGUGCAAGAGCCGCUUGGAACUGGAGGCUUCGGCUCUGUCUACGCAGGAGUCCGGGAGAAAGAUGGGAAACGGGUUGCCAUUAAAUUUGUUAACAAGAAGAAAUUAAGCAAUACCAUAACCAUUCCUGGGGAGAUGCAGGUGCUGCCUCUAGAGGUAGCACUAAUGAAGAUGGUGUCAAAGACACCUCGCUGUAACAAUGUGGUGGAGCUUCUAGAGUGGUUUGACUUGGGUAUAAAGUACAUUAUGGUCCUGGAACGGCCCAGCGCCUGCAUGGACGUCUGGGAAUUUGCUAUGCUUCAUGACGACUACCUGUCUGAAGCACAGGCUAAAGAUAUAAUGCUGCAGGUGGUUUGGGCGGCUCGUCACUGCUGUGAACGUGGAGUUGUACAUUUUGACAUCAAGGCAGAAAAUCUUCUCAUCAACACUGAUACCAUGGAAGUCAAACUGAUCGAUUUUGGUGCUGGUGAACUGUUAAAGGACAUCCCUUACCAAACCUUUUCAGGCACUAAAGGCUAUGAACCUCCUGAGUGGCUGCUAAAUGAAGAAUAUAAAGGCAUUCCUGCUACCAUCUGGGGUUUGGGCAUACUCAUGUAUUACUUGGUCUGUGGACAUUACCCCUUUGAAUCUAAGGAGGACUUUUUUAGUGGCCACCUGGAAUUACGUCCUGAUAUGUCCCGAGAGUGCUUUGACCUGAUGAUGUGGUGCCUGGAUCUCAACCCUGAAAUGCGCCCGGGUUUCAACAUAUUGCUCAGACAUGAAUGGUUUACAGAGGCAGUCUACAGUAAAUAAUCUUUUUAUUAUUGACAUCUCAGCAGCACGUACAAAGAGCUUCCAAUGGUUGAGCUUUAUACAACAGUUACCAUCUUUAUUAUUUCAAGGGCAGAGUACCACACUCUGGGGAGGGGGAGUGGGAGAGGAUGUGUCCUCUUCCACAUAACCACAUACAUGCUCACAGAUGUGUACAGUAAGCUAGUGUAGUGAUUAGAAUGCGUGCACCCCGUAUGGUGGAGUUGGUGCAUUUCAGUUGUAUUAUUUUCUUGGGGCUUUAGUAUCCCAUGGCUAACUAUAUUACUUCAGUACUGUGCUUCAGGCAGCCCAUGGCGGCACUUUUUUAUGCGUUUGCUGUCAGCCCAGUUUUUCUGAGUGGCUCCCGGACUUUUUGGGGUAGUUCUCCUAGCUGUAAAAAUUGGGUGACCACAUCUAGAUAUUCAUGGCAUAUUUACUGUAUGUCCAUUAAAUUUUAAAAGGUUGCCAGGGCUACAUGCAGGCCAAAGGGCAGGACCCUAUAUUGCCAAUGCUGAAUGCUCUUU
This is a messenger RNA of Clarias gariepinus (North African catfish), 2001 nucleotides long. RefSeq names its product serine/threonine-protein kinase pim-2-like. Gene Ontology annotation, molecular function: ATP binding; protein serine/threonine kinase activity. Gene Ontology annotation, biological process: negative regulation of apoptotic process; regulation of mitotic cell cycle; protein autophosphorylation. The record is from RefSeq and is a predicted model, not a curated record. Lineage: Eukaryota; Metazoa; Chordata; Actinopteri; Siluriformes; Clariidae. Gene Ontology annotation, cellular component: cytoplasm. The transcript is spliced from 10 exons. Bases 47 to 1480 code for a protein of 477 amino acids.